Capsella rubella is the source of this 1181-nucleotide messenger RNA. RefSeq names its product vesicle-associated membrane protein 713. NCBI's taxonomy places the organism in Eukaryota, Viridiplantae, Streptophyta, Magnoliopsida, Brassicales, Brassicaceae. Gene Ontology annotation, biological process: vesicle-mediated transport. The coding region runs from base 305 to 970 and encodes 221 amino acids. The transcript is spliced from 4 exons. The record is from RefSeq and is a predicted model, not a curated record. Gene Ontology annotation, cellular component: membrane.
CGCCUCUGAUAUUUUUUCAAAAUUCAACUUUUUGUUCACUGCAAAGCGGGCUUCUUCUCUCCGAUUAAAAUUUUCAUUUUAAGGGUUUCUCAAUAAUUCAAUUUCCAUGUAUGUAUGUAUGGUGGUGCUUUGAUUUGAACAAUUCUCGGAUUUUACUGUCUCAAACCGAUCGAUUUUGGGGUUUUCGCUGAGCAAAAUUAUUGUUCGUCGUUGUUGUCUAAGAUCUGAGGUUUUCUGAAUCGGCGAUUUACAGAGAGAGAGAGAGAGAGAAGAGAAGUGAGCUGGGAAAGAGGUGGGGGAGUAGAUGGCGAUCCUAUUUGCGUUGGUGGCUCGUGGAACAGUGGUGCUAUCUGAGUUUAGCGCUACUUCGACUAACGCUAGCUCAAUUGCUAAGCAGAUUUUGGAGAAAUUGCCCGGAAACGAUAGCGAUAGCCACUUGUCUUACUCUCAGGAUCGCUACAUCUUCCAUGUUAAGCGAACCGAUGGUCUUACCGUUCUCUGUAUGGCUGAUGAAUCCGCCGGAAGGAAUAUUCCGUUUGCGUUUUUGGGUGAUAUUCAUCAGAGGUUUGUGAGAACAUAUGGCCGUGCUAUUCAUUCAGCUCAAGCUUAUUCCAUGAAUGAUGAGUUUUCAAGAGUUUUGAGCCAGCAGAUGGAAUACUAUUCGAAUGAUCCAAAUGCAGACAGGAUGAGCAGGAUCAAAGGUGAAAUGAGUCAGGUUAGAGAUGUGAUGAUUGAGAAUAUUGAUAAAGUCUUGGAUAGAGGGGGCCGUUUGGAGUUGCUAGUUGAUAAAACCGAAGAUAUGCAAGGCAACACUUUUCGUUUCAGAAAGCAAGCUCGCCGUUACAGAACCGUUAUGUGGUGGCGAAAUGUUAAGCUUACGAUUGCUCUGAUACUUGUACUCGCAUUGGUUGUGUACAUCGCGAUGGCCUUUGUUUGUCACGGGCCAAGUCUUCCUAAAUGUUUCAAGUAAGAAGACAUUCUUACUAUCACCUUUCCCUUCUCGGGAAUUUAUCAUAGACUCUGCUUCAAUCUUGAAAUGUGAGAUAUGCCAUGUGUAAAAUGUGUGUUUAUGUGCUCUUUCAAGUAUCAGCUUCUACAUAUUAUAUCGAAUUUGAGAACCAAAUGUUAUUUGUAAGUGUGAUAUUUUACUGUUAAUGAUCAUACCCUGUCUGUUUACAAUU